AAUGGCCGACUUCGAUACAAUAUACGAAGAAGACGACGAACCAGAUUCUACAGAUGAUUGUGGCAUUACUGUCCCAGAGCCGAUAGUAAUACGCGGUGCCGGGAAUGUUACUAUUUUUGGUCUCAGUAACAAGUUUGAUGUCGAAUUUCCAUCAGGUCUUUCAGCAAAGGUGGCCCCAGAAGAGUUCAAGGCGACGAUGGUGCGGAUAAACAGUGUUCUUCGCAAGGCGUUGCCCGUCAACGUCAAGUGGUUGUUUUGUGGUUGUGUCUGCUGCUGCUGUACACUCGGCUGUUCCUUGUGGCCUGUCAUUUGUCUCAGUAAAAGAACAAGACAUGCAAUAGAAAAAGUGUUAGACUGGGAAAAUAGUCAUCUAUAUCAUAAGCUUGGAUUGCAUUUUCGACUUAGUAAACAAAGGUGUGACUCAAGUAGUAUGAUGGAAUAUGUACUGUUAGUUGAAUUCAUUCCAAAAGUCCCGAUUUUACGACCGGACUAGCAGUAUGUACGAGGUAUAGAUACUUUAAAUUGUUUUCCCUUCUCUCUCACCUGCUGAUCUCAAGAAGAACCCCGUAGUUUAUGAUGACAGACGAACUGUGGACAGCUGACGAAAGAUGUCGACAGAGUCACGAAGAUGGCGCCUGUGGCUGCUACCCAAGAUCAAUUACCAGUCUUUUCAUCGAAAGACUUGUGUCACUUCUGUUUCUCUCUAUGUCAGUGAUGCUACCCCGACAUGAAUUAACAUCGUAAUAUGUAUUAUAUAUCAUGGCCAUUUUGCUUAAUAUAUUAUUUUUUACAUUUUUGUGGAUGGACAUGGCACCAUGCUCGUAUAAAAUUAUUGUUUUCAUUGCCACUUAUAUAUAUAUAUAUAUGUGUGUGUGUGUGUGUGUAUGUGUAUGCUUAUUAAAUGUAAACAUACAUUGAUGUUACCAUACAUGUGAAAUGACAAUAGUGAUAAUAUAUGUUACAUCAUGACGUGAUUGUUUAUGUUUUAUCUUUUACAUUUCGUGUAUGGUAGUGGCCCUGAUUUUGCAAGAAAUGUUUCCUUUAAUGUUGCCUUGUUACAUGUAUCUUACUAAACGCAAACGUACAGAUGAUUAUUAUCUGUUGGUAUAUUAUGAGUGUGUCAGUUCACUGUAGCUCUGGCUUCCAGUUAUAAUGACCGUCUUGUAGAAAUUAAUUGUGAGGUAGUCAGAUUAUUUUGGGUAUGGACAUAUAAGGGGUCUUUAAAUACACAUUUUUGUGUAAUGUGGGAUUAAUAGACUUCAUCAUAUCUGGUCAUGUGGGAUAGAAAAAGUACACCUGAGGUGGUGGAAAUUUGGACUCGGGGGAGGGGGGAAACGAGGCUUGCCGUUUUCAAUCUCACAUGACUGCAUAUGAUGCAGUUGUUUUUUUCUCAUCCAUUUGAUAAAUAAUCCAUUAUUUUACACAAACAAAUAAAGAUGGCUGAAAAACUAACUUCUUUAUUUGCCGCAUCUGUUUCAUGUGUUAAAUAUAAUUUAACACUUAAAAUUAACACAAUAACUUUUAUAAUGAAGGUUUUAAUAACAAAAUAGUGAUUUGAAACUAUUGUUUGAUGACCUCAGAUCACCAACUCGCAUUAAUAUGACAUCAUAUAUUACCAACGACGUAAUACUCCCCGUAUUAAACGUAAUGAUUCAUAGCCUAUACAAGACAGGUUUAUUCUGUAUGGGCUGACGUAAUGGAAUGAGUCUGUCUUGCAUAGCUAGAGAUGGGAGAAAUUUGUCUACCAUGAUUAUAAUAUACUCAAAUCACAGAAUUAGCAGGGUCUUUUCAUACAAGUUUUUAUUUAAUCUUAUACCAUGAUAUAUUAGGUUAAAAUUUACAACAUUACAAUAGUCAGGUGUCCAGCAAGUCUGAAUGUUAAAUUGACAAAAUAAAUCAAAAUAAUUAUCUUAGAAUCAAAAGGUAUCUUUUCUUACACAUGUUAACUAGUCCGUUUCCAAAAUCUGUUUUCCCUCUUUAUGUUAUAAAACAAGUAUAUUGAUUGUGUAUUAGAUAAAGUAAAGGCAUUGGCUAAUAGUAUUUGCUUGAUUUUUGUUCCAGCCACGUUAACAUAAGUGUAAAUGUUGCUACUAUUUUAAUAUUUAAAAAAAUGAGGUAAUAGGGUAAUACGUUGUUAUCCACAUCGUUCAAGAUAUACAGGGAAAUAUAACCAGUAUGACACACAUGUCAUAAUGAUUUAACAUACACAACGAAUGACAUAAUUUUGGGAAGUGACGGCUUAACAUAAUGCGGCUUCCCAGUCUGAGCUCUGUGUACUCACUUACCAAAAUGACAUCAUUUCGUCGUCUUCUUCUACUUACUGUUGAAACAUUUAGACAUGGUCCUUAUCACAAUGCAUAAAAUAAUAUUAUGGAUGAUAUUGAUAAUAAAGAAAUUAUUACACUCGCGUGUGAAUCGUAAGUACUAAUUUCACGAAACUCAUGUCUCGAUUCAUGUAUUACCCUGGCUCUUGCACAGGCAAUCCGAGAAUCUUGAUAUUCGUUUUGUAAAAUCCGUACAACACACAAAGUCCUAUAAUAAUCUCUCUAAACACCGUGUCAAUCUAUUUGUUGACAUUUAGCACAUGACUGUAUAUCAACACAUGUCAUGCCAUUUACCAGGGCUUCUAGAAUUUUUAUAAAAUCCACUAGCCAUGGGAUCGGUGAUUUUUGAAAUUUUACUAGCCACAAUUAAAAAUUGA
Gigantopelta aegis is the source of this 2701-nucleotide messenger RNA. RefSeq names its product cysteine-rich hydrophobic domain-containing protein 2-like. NCBI's taxonomy places the organism in Eukaryota, Metazoa, Mollusca, Gastropoda, Neomphalida, Peltospiridae. The transcript has 6 exons. The record is from RefSeq and is a predicted model, not a curated record. Bases 2 to 493 code for a protein of 163 amino acids.